AUGACGCUGCCCUUUCUGCUGCGACUGCCAACUCUACCCCUGGUCUUGCUCCUCGCCAAGGAGCGUGCAGAAUUUAACAUCUCCAGUUUGUCCGGCCUGCUGACCCCAGCCCUGGCGGAGAGCCUGCUGGUUGCCCUGCCCCCUUGCCACCUCACAGGGGGAAAUGCCACCCUGAAGGUCCAGGGAGUCAACGACAGCUCAGUACUUCAGCGGCGGUUUGUGGUGCCAGCGUGCCGUGGGCGCCGGGAGCUCGUCAGCGUCGUGGACAGCAGUGCCGGCUUCACCUCCACCCGUCUGAACGCGUACCAAAUCACCAGGCUGAAGCCGGGCACCACCUACACCCUCUCUUACGUGGUGCAGAAAGGGUCCGUCCAGGAGACCAGCAAUAAGGUCCGGAUGACCACUCUCUCACGGAAGAAGGCGGAGCUGCUGGUGGUGGGCAUGGCCCGCACGGGGGGCAUGGUGGUCAUCACGGUGCUGCUGUCUGUGGCCAUGUUCCUACUGCUCCUGGGUUUCAUCGUUGCCCUCGUGCUGGGCUCCCGCAACUGA
Tachyglossus aculeatus (Australian echidna) is the source of this 549-nucleotide messenger RNA. RefSeq names its product uroplakin 2 (gene UPK2). The transcript is spliced from 5 exons. The coding region runs from base 1 to 549 and encodes 182 amino acids. Lineage: Eukaryota; Metazoa; Chordata; Mammalia; Monotremata; Tachyglossidae. The record is from RefSeq and is a predicted model, not a curated record.